Penicillium canariense is the source of this 1527-nucleotide messenger RNA. RefSeq lists its product as uncharacterized. The coding region runs from base 1 to 1527 and encodes 508 amino acids. NCBI's taxonomy places the organism in Eukaryota, Fungi, Ascomycota, Eurotiomycetes, Eurotiales, Aspergillaceae. The record is from RefSeq and is a predicted model, not a curated record. The transcript is spliced from 2 exons.
AUGAUCUAUGGGGGUAUUGAGAAGGCCGGGUAUUUGGAUCCGCCGGAUAGGCCCAAUACGGCUCUUCUUAGGCCGAAAGAUCCUGGUCCAAGCAACAAAAGCAGUCCAAGUUCGCCCAUUAUCGCUUCACCCAAUGGAGAUAUGAUCCUCAAGUACAGCAGGCUUUCUUCAGCAGAAACCUACUACUGGAAAAUCAAUAGCCACUUACUUGUGAAUAAUAGUCCCUAUUUCCGGGUGCUUAUAGACCCGGACAAAUUUUCUGAGGGACGACUUCUUGCACAACAGAGGACAGAGAGCGCUGCGUCUGACUCUUUACCCAUCAUGGUGAUACCCGCAACUCCAUUUACGGAAAUGUGUGGUGUAGAUGCUAUUGAGAUAUUCCUGCAGAUCUUGUGUCUGGACUCUCUUACAGCUGGUCCCAAUGCCGACGAGGAUGAUGAUCUGGAGGCUCUUUUUACACUCAACCUGAAAACUCAGCCUCUCUCUCUGAUUGCGAGGUUAAUUGCAAUUUCUGAUUGGUACAGUUCCCCAAAGCCUGUCAAAGACGCUUUGCAGCGCGUGGACUACAACUUCGGCAAGGGUAACCCGCGGCUUAACAAAUUUGAUAAACCGUCCUUGAAAAUGACAGAUGAUCGAAUCCGCCAAACCAUCGCUGUUGCAACAUUUAUGGGUCUGGACAAUAUUACGAAAAUUAUGACACACACGCUGGUGGUUCUCGGCUCCAAGCGAUGGGCUCAUGGGUUGGAACUGCCGAGUGAUCCUUAUCUUCCUUGGCAAUAUUUCGCGCAUGGAUUAGAAGAUGAGCUUUAUUUCCGGCGACAGUGCAUCUUGAACACAAUCACCGACCUGCAAGCACAUUUCCUCCGCAAAUAUGGCGCACUGGAAGAUACCGAAGAAACAAAGCCUCCCGCUUCAGCCAUCACAACUCACUCUUUCUCCCAACAUCGCCCGUUCCAGUGCCGUGCUGGACUUGGUAACGCCAGCCAAUGCGAUCUUUUCCAUCUGGGUCAGAUGACUCGUUUCUUUGCGCUGCGCGCCAAGACAAUAUUUGUAGGAUCUACUUUGAUUGAUCCCGAGUUCAGCCCAAUGCAAGAGGAAGUAGAAGAUGGGCAGGAGAUGCAUGACGGGAGCAAAGAACAGCCAUCGGCUACCUUGUCAGUCCCGGAAUCCGACAUCACAGCUCUCAUCGCAUCUAUGAAACGAUUUCCAGACUACCAGGUCGAUCUCAAUCACCAAGGGUGUGGUGUGAGACGUCGCUUACUUCCGAUCUUGGACGGCAUUGAAAAGUUUGUGCUGGACGGGCGUGGGUUGUUGGGCGUUAUGUCUACUCUUUGGCAGGACUCAUCAAAGCGUCUCGAGAUUUCUUGGAAAUUGAAACCAAGGCAGACGAUCCCUCCAGUGGAUAUUCAAUCUGUGUAUCUCAAGGCCCGAGGUCCUAGGCCGUCUCAGACUCUCAGCCAGGAAGACUAUGCGCGGGUGUUAUUUACCGCCAAGAAGCGCAUUUGGGAGGCACAUCUAUCCGGAUAG